Molecule: messenger RNA, 1451 nt
Organism: Ruditapes philippinarum (Manila clam)
Lineage: Eukaryota; Metazoa; Mollusca; Bivalvia; Venerida; Veneridae
Product: ceramide synthase 5-like
Exons: 1
Coding region: 204-1268 (354 amino acids)
Biological process (GO): ceramide biosynthetic process
Cellular component (GO): membrane
Molecular function (GO): sphingosine N-acyltransferase activity; DNA binding
Source: RefSeq, a predicted model, not a curated record
GUUAGUAUUCGUCCGUUCUGUUGUCACGUUCAUGUUAAAGGUAAAUGAAAUAUAGCACACUUUUCAGAUAAGGUCAUCGACUGAUAGCUAAGAUAUACGAUAAUGAUAAAGGUGUUGGUGAGUUUUAGGUCAUAUAUUGAUAACUUAAAUAUCUGUCACAGAUUUAAUUAACGGCGAAAAAAAAAUAGAAUUGUGAAUUAAAAAUGCCUUUCUCUGAUUUGUUUUCGAAUGAAAACUUGUGGUUUUCAAAUAAAAUUAGAUGGAGUAAUUUGACAACAGACGCCGAAAAGGGAGAAUAUUUUCCACAACCUAUAAAUUUGAUAUGGUCGAUACCAUUGGGACUUGUUCUGAUUUGUGCCCGUCGAUUUCUUCAAUCUACCAUUCUUCUCAAUCUUGGAUAUUACGUUGGGGUUCCAAAAACGAAACCUGUUUAUGUCCCGGAAUGUCCCGUACUCGAAAAAGCUUAUAAAACCGGUUGCCAGAACGACAAACGAGUUUUAGAGAACCUUUCUAAGCAGACGGACUUAUCUGUUCGGCAAAUUGAAAUAUGGUUCCGGAAAAGGGCGAAGAAAGAUGGUCUAACCGAUAUUCAACGAUUUACAGAAAGUUCAUGGCAUCUUUUGGUUCGAGGUUCUUCGUUUAUGAUUGGCUUGCUUUUCCUGUGGAACAAAGAGUGGUUCUGGGAAACAAAAUAUGCAUGGAUAGAUUGGCCUAACCAUCAUGUGUCACGUGACAUUUAUUGUUACUUCAUCUUUGAACUUUCAAUAUAUUGGCAUCUUAUUUUCAAUUUGUUAAUGGACUUUAAAAGGAAAGACUUCUGGCUUUCUGCAAUCCAUCAUUUUUGCACAAUAGUUCUCAUGUACUUUGGAUGGGUUCUAAAUUUUGUGAGAAUCGGUUCACUUGUCCUCUUAGUUCAUGACGCCUCCGAUCCAUGGGUAGACCUAGGAAAACUCCUGGUAUAUAGCAAAAGAAAACGGGCAUCUGAGAUUAUUUUUGUGAUUUUUAUCUUCGUUUGGAUGUCAACCAAAGACGGUAUAUACCCAUUUAUACUUCUCUACAGUACAACCUUUGAGGCACAAGUAUACCUACCGGUCACUAAGUACACUGUGAUAUUUUUCAAUUCAUUUCUAUACAUCCUAAUGAUAUUGCAUGUGAUGUGGACAUAUAUGAUAUUUGAGGUCAUUAUAAAUAAGCUGAGAUACGGUGAACUAAAAGACGUGCGUAGCGACGAGGAAUUAGAGAGUGAUGACCUUGAAACCCAAUCUUAAAACCUGAACAUUAUAUAUGAAGUAGAUAAAGAUAAAAUUAUUUUUGUUGGAAAUUUAGAGUGAAUGUUCAUUGUUUUCUAUAAACCCAUUGUUUUACUGUAUACACAAACACUCUUUUUAUUAAUUAACUGUAUAUACAUACUUAAAAAAACUCAUUUUCAAUACAAUUCGCAUGUAGUACAA